Emericellopsis atlantica is the source of this 2502-nucleotide messenger RNA. Its product is annotated as family 3 glycoside hydrolase. Gene Ontology annotation, molecular function: beta-glucosidase activity. Gene Ontology annotation, biological process: glucan catabolic process. The transcript has 2 exons. The record is from RefSeq and is a predicted model, not a curated record. The coding region runs from base 1 to 2502 and encodes 833 amino acids. NCBI's taxonomy places the organism in Eukaryota, Fungi, Ascomycota, Sordariomycetes, Hypocreales, Bionectriaceae.
AUGUCUUCCGUUGAUCUCAACGCAGUCCUCGCCAGGCUGACCCUCGAGGAGAAGGCCUCUCUCCUGGCCGGCGCGGACAUGUGGGAGACCGUUCCCGUCCCCGAGAAAGGCGUGCCCAAAGUCAAGACCUCUGACGGUCCCAAUGGCGCCCGUGGUGCCUCCUUUUCAGGCGAUGUCACCGCUGCCUGCUUUCCCGCGGCCUGCUGUGUCGCGUCGACCUUUGAUGUGGACUUGGCCCAUCGUAUCGGUGCUGCCCUCGCUGAGGAGACGCAGACCAAGGGGGCCCGUUGCAUCUUGGCCCCGACCAUGUGCAUCCACCGUCACCCCCUCGGUGGUCGCAACUUUGAAAGCUUCUCCGAGGACCCCUACCUGACCGGCAAAAUGGCCUCCCGAGUCGUGGCCGGAUGCCAGGACAAGGGCGUCGCCGCGACCAUCAAGCACUUUGCUGCCAACGAGCAGGAGACCGACCGUCUCUCUGUUGACGAGACGAUCAGCGAGCGUGCCCUGCGCGAGAUCUACCUCAAGCCCUUUGAGAUGGCCGUGAAAGAAGCGAACCCCAUGGCCGUCAUGACUGCGUACAACCAGGUCAACGGCCACCACGCAGACUCCAACGAAUUUCUCCUCAAGAAGGUGCUGCGAGGCGACUGGGGGUGGGACGGCCUCGUGAUGAGCGACUGGGGCGGCACAAACUCGACGGCGGCGUCGCUGAACGCUGGCUUGGAUCUCGAGAUGCCUGGUCCGACGCGCUGGCGGAAGCCCGAGGCUGUCGUUGAAGCUGUCAAGAAUGGUGAGGUAAGCGAGGCGACCAUCGAUCAGCGAGUUAUACGCGUGCUGGGCUUCCUGAAACGCCUUGGUUGUUUCGAGGAUGGCAGUAUCCCCGAUGAGAAGGCUAUCAACAAACCGGAACACCAGUCCCUGAUUCGCGAGGCCGGCUCCAAGGGCAUCGUACUACUGAAGAAUGAAAAGGAGAUCCUGCCUCUGUCCCGGAACAAGGUGGCUGGCAAGAAGAUCGCCUUGCUCGGGUAUGCCAAGACGGGCAUGGCUCACGGUGGUGGCAGCGCCUCUGUCAACGCACACUACCGCAUCACCCCCUGGGACGCUCUUCAUGAGGCUCUCGGCAAGGAUGUCGAGUUCUCGUACGCCAAGGGUGCUCACACUUUCCGCUCACUGCCCUGCAUUGACGACGGUGUUGUGGACCUCAGCGGCGGCAAGGGCUUCACACACAAGAUAUACGAGCCCGGUCGCUCCGAGCCCAUUGAGGUGGAACACGGACACCCGAACAGCGACAUUAGCGUACUGACAUUCCGCACUCUUGACAAGUCCGCCACUCUCGAGGGCACCUACACCGCGCCUACGACGGACAGCUACUACUUUACCGUCUCCGGCCUUGGCCCAAGCAAGCUCCUCAUCGACGACAAGCUCAUUUACGAGCAAAAGGAGAACUGCCGCGACGCCAUGGGCUUCCUCUUUGGCGGUGCGCCUGCCCCUGAGAUCAAGGUGCCUCUCGUGGCCGGUCAGCAGUACAAGGUCAACAUCUUCACGAGCCCACCGGCACCCCAGGAAGGGGUGGAUCUUGGCAUCUUCGCUGGACGCAUCGGUCUGCGCACCGGUCACAUGUCUGCUGCCGAGCACGACAAGGACCUCCUGGCCGAGGCCGUCGAGGUCGCCAAAGCCGCCGAUGUCGCCGUCGUCUUCACCGGCCACGAGACAUUCUGGGAGACCGAGGGCCAGGAUCAGCAGUCCUUCCACCUACCCAAGGACGGUAGCCAGGAUCGCCUGAUCAGCGGGGUGGCCGCGGCCAAUCCCAACACCAUUGUUGUUAACUCAACGGGUGUCGCCGUGGCUAUGCCGUGGCUCAAUGAGAUCCAGGCUCUGGUGCACACUUGGUUCCCCGGUCAGGAGGUUGGCAAUUCCAUCGCUGACAUCCUCACUGGACGGCAAAACCCCGAGGGCCACCUGACCUGCUCGUUCCCCAAGAAGCUCGAGGACUGCCCCGCCUAUGGCAACUUCCCGGGCGAAUACGACAAUGGCCAGCUCAAGGUCUCCUACAAGGAAGGUGUCUUUGUCGGUUACCGUCACUUUGACCGCCUGUCCCCUGACAAGGUGAACUUUCCCUUUGGCUUCGGCCUGUCAUACACCAGCUUUGGCUUCUCAGACUUGUCCGUCCGCCCGGCGGGCGAUGACUUUGACGUGGCUGUCAAGGUGACCAACACUGGUGGCGUUGCGGGCGCGACCGCUGUACAGAUCUACGUGGGCAGCGCGUCGCCCUCCGCAGAGGACCCCAUCAAGGCGUUGGCUGCUUUCAGCAAGGUCUCUCUCCAAGCUGGCGGGGCCGCGACGGUGACACUGAAGGUCACUGGUCGGGACAUUGCGUCGUGGGAUGAGAAGUCCUCCAGAUGGGAAGUCAAGCAGGGCGAGUAUAAGUUCAUGGUCGGCAGAUCAGCUGCCGAUGUGGCUUUGGAGACUAAGAUGGCCGUUGGGGCCAGAUCAUACGAUCCUUGA